Molecule: messenger RNA, 3769 nt
Organism: Acanthaster planci (crown-of-thorns starfish)
Lineage: Eukaryota; Metazoa; Echinodermata; Asteroidea; Valvatida; Acanthasteridae
Gene: xpr1
Product: xenotropic and polytropic retrovirus receptor 1
Biological process (GO): cellular response to phosphate starvation; phosphate ion transport
Cellular component (GO): cytoplasm; Golgi apparatus; plasma membrane
Molecular function (GO): phosphate transmembrane transporter activity; inositol hexakisphosphate binding
Source: RefSeq, a predicted model, not a curated record
AGGUUAUUUGAAUACACGAUUGCACAUAACCAUCAAACGACGAAGACCGAGCCAGCGACACAUCUUAUAAUUUGGGUGUUAAAAUGAACAGUGUGAAGACUUGAACUUUGCUGAAAAACACACAGGGACUCUUUUUUGUCAUUCCAGAUGGCCCGAUCUUCUUUGGUAUGUGUGAUUUUUGGUACGUGAAACCAUGAAGGAAUAACACUCCGACCAGCUGACUGUGCUGCUGCGCGGCUUCAAGAGCCCUACGGAUCUUUGUAUGCAAAUGCAUUGUAUUCACACACACUUUGCGGGCGAACAGCUGAUUUCUGCCAAUCCGUACGGUGCUGUGUCUCUUCCCGUCCAGCUCGGCUAGCUGGGCAGUGUCAGCUCUCCUGGGCCUGGUUUGGACGGUUCCCGGACUUGCAUGAGCAUUUCUCAUCGCGGCACCGAUUAUGAGGUUUUCUGAGCAUUUGGGUGCCCACAUCACGCCAGAAUGGCGCAAACAGUACAUUAGAUAUGAGGAACUGAAGAAUCUACUGUAUGAGGCCCAGGAGUCAGCCCCAGACCCCGAGGUGUCUGGGGAAGCCAUAGUGGAGAGGCAUUAUGCCAAAUUCGAGGAGACGUUUCUGAAACUCUGCGAGAAAGAGCUGACCAAAAUCAACACAUUCUUCAGUGAGAAGGAAGCGGAAGCCAUGCGGCGCUUUGCGCAGCUCUCGGAUGAGCUCCGGCAGGUGGACUCGCAGACGGUGGCCAACAGCGCCACGCUGCGCCGUCGCCGCAGCAGCAUCUUUCUCCUGGACAACAGCGAGGUCAAGGUGGCCAAGUCGGACCGGCGGAAGGUCAGCGACCUCAAGCUGGCCUUUAGCGAGUUCUACCUCAGCCUGGUCCUGCUGCAAAAUUACCAGAAACUGAACUUCACAGGGUUCCGGAAGAUUCUGAAGAAAUAUGACAAGAUGAUGAAGAGCGUGAAAGGGGCUGAGUUUCGGAUCUCAAAGGUGGAGUCAGCGCCAUUCUACACCAGCAAACACAUUGACAAUCUGAUCCUUGAAACAGAGACGUCCUACAUCAACGACUUAGAGGAAGGCAACAGACAGAAAGCUAUGAACAAGUUACGGGUACCUCCUCUAGGGGCAAAGGGAACCAACUGGACCACAUUUCGCAUGGGCUUGUUUUCAGGAAUCUUCCUUGUCCUGCUGCUGCUCAUCAUAUUAGCAGGUGUCCUCAUCCCAGUCAACGAAGACUGUUGGCCGGCCGUAAGGAUGUACCGAGGAAUGUUCCUCAUCAUCCUUCACAUCUUCCUCCUGGGUCUCAACACCUACGGCUGGAGGAAAGCCGGCGUCAACCACGUACUUAUCUUUGAGCUGGACCCUAGGAAUAAUUUGUCGCACGAGGAUUUUAUAGAGAUGUCAAUGUUUUUUGCGGACCUGUGGGCCAUCAGCAUUUUAGCUUUCAUCUAUUUGAGUUUACUGCCCAGUGUUCCGAGCUACAUCAGUCCGCUCAUCCUAGCUUGCGUGAUGGUGGUGUUCUUGCUGAACCCUACCAAGACGCUGAACUACAGGGCUCGGUUUUGGCUCCUGAGAAUUCUGGCGCACAUAUUAAUCGCACCAUUUCAUGCCGUCGGCUUUGCAGAUUUCUGGCUGGCCGAUCAGCUGAACAGUUUAACAACAGUUUUGUUAGACCUAGAAUUCCUCCUAUGUUUUUACAUCUGUGAAGUAGACUGGGUACAGACUCAAUGUUAUUUUAACUGCAAUACCUAUUCGUAUUUGGCAAAAGCCCUGGUAGCAUGUCUUCCAGCCUGGUUCCGGUUCGCCCAGUGUCUUAGGAGGUACCGGGACAGCAGGCAAGCUUUCCCCCAUCUUGUCAACGCGGGGAAGUACUCCACAACAUUCUUUGUAGUUUUAUUCGGGUCCCUCGUUUCAACUACAAAAGAGAAAUAUCCGUCUUUUUACCAGAAUCCCUUGUUCUACAUAUGGAUGCUGAGCCUCUUCGUCAGUUCCUGCUACACGCUGACCUGGGACCUGAAGAUGGACUGGGGCCUGCUGGAGAAAUCCGUGGAGAACAAACUGCUGCGUAAAGAGAUCGUCUACUGGGACAAGUAUUACUACUUUGCCAUGAUGGAGGACUUCAUUCUACGGUUUAUAUGGACCGUCAGUAUCUCCUUAGCGCUUCUGGAUGUGGUGCAUGCCGAAUUGCUACGAAGCAUCUUAGCACCCUUAGAAGUAUUCAGGAGAUUUGUGUGGAACUUCUUCCGUCUGGAGAACGAGCACCUGAACAACUGUGGUCAGUUCCGUGCCGUGAGGGACAUCUCCAUCAAACCGGACAAGGAGAAAGAGGAGGAGAACCCCAAGCGGAUGGAGGACAUGAUGGAUGACGAGGGUCAGGUGCCACUCCACAAACACAAAGAGAGCAGAGGGGAAGUCAGGUUUGACGAAACGCAACUGCUACUGAGAAACACUUCGUCUGAGGAGACACAUUGCAAAAGAAAUAGCAGUCUUAUGAGAGGUGACUUGAGCAAUGGCCCACAGGUGUGCAACUCGGUCACCAGGAUACGGUUCCAGAUUGGAGAUGACGAAGGCAGGAUUAAUGAGAUUGAUGUGUGAAAGGGUGUGGCCCCUAUUGGGCACAGCCUUGAAUGGGCGUUGCCUUGAGUGGGCUUGGCUGGAUGACUGAGGUCCGUCAAGCACCUGCCCUGGAGGGGAGACGGCCUGUGAUGGGUGUUGCCUGUAAUGGGUGUGGCGUGGCAGUAGAUGGUGCCAGAAAUGGGUGGUGCCUGGAAUGGGCAUGGCCCCAAAUAGGGAACGGUCAGUAGAGGAAGUUCAUCGCAUGCCUAUGCAUGAUGAGAACUGAACUGCAAAGAACUCAAGAUUGCCGAUGGAACUGACAAAAUGUAACAACAGCUUAAGAGCACAAACAUGCUGCAGGUGCAUCUGGGGGUGUGGCCACCGGCAUACUGAACGGAUAGAGGUAUGCAUCUAGUUUGCAUACGUGAAAAAAAGCAGCUAACCCGAGUCGUAUAGAGGAAUCCGACGAGACACCGUUCUGAGGGGCGCAUUUACACUCACACAGCUAUCUCAAUCUGAGCACGCGUAAACUUUGGCAAUUGACUACUACCUAUUGGUCAAGGAGGAAUUUCACUCGUGUGCACUGCCUGCGUGCAGACAGGAUGGCCCGUAGUAAUGGCUUCUAAUUUUGGUCGUCGGAUUUGUCUCUACUGUCAAAGGAAAAAUGUCAAAUAUUCCAGUUUUGCUGAAAACUCACCUGUUCCUGUGUCUUUUUAAAAGCAGACAUGUGAACAAGUUUAAAGUUAGAGUUUAAAUUAUUUAAAACACCUGUUCCUUUUUUUUUUUGAGUGGGUAACAGUGAAUUCGUAACCACAGUUUUGGCGGCAUCUUUUUUGCUAGCAUUUCAUGGGAUGGCAUUUCCCAUGAGUCCAAAAAAUUAAUGCUCAUUUAUUUAAAACACCUGUUUCUUUUUUUUUGAGUGGGUAACAGUGAAUUCGUAACCACAGUUUUGGCGGCAUCUUUUUGCAAGCAUUUCAUGGGACGGCAUUUCCCAUGAGUCCAAAAAAUUAAUGCUCAUUUAUUCCUGGAUCUAUGCAAACAGAAUCAACAAAACUUUGGUUAAACGAAUAACUUUGGUGCUCAUUUACCAAGUGCAAUUUUAAGACUACUUGAUGUGUGUGCCAAAAAUGACUAUCUCCACUUGUGUAAUAACCACAUGCUGCCGGGUGAGUUGAAAAAUGCACUGCACACAUACGGGCGAAUUUCAAGAUUUUCAGUUUUCA